AUGGAUACAUGGGAAGAUGAUCCAGCUGACCAGCGAACUUGCCUCAUCUGUGGAGAUCGUGCCACAGGCCUGCACUAUGGCAUCAUCUCCUGCGAGGGCUGCAAGGGCUUCUUCAAGCGCAGCAUCUGCAACAAGCGCGUGUACCGCUGCAGCCGUGACAAGAACUGCGAGAUGUCACGCAAGCAGCGCAACCGCUGCCAGUACUGUCGCCUGCUGAAAUGUCUGCAGAUGGGGAUGAACCGCAAAGCGAUCAGGGAGGACGGUAUGCCAGGAGGCAGGAACAAAAGCAUCGGGCCUGUUCAGAUCACAGAGGAGGAGAUAGAGCGGAUCAUGUCGGGGCAGGAGUUCAAGGAAGACGCCCCAGAGCACACCUGGGGCAACAACGGCGACAGUGACCACAGCUCUCCCAGCAACGGAGCCUCAGAGGGCAACCAGCCAUCUCCUGCCUCCACUCUGUCAUCCAAUCGCUCUGUGGAAAUGAACGGCUACACGGCGGCCCUCAGGGACCAGUACAUCAACACCUCCAUGUCCACACACUACCAGCUCCUGCCUCACCUCUUCAGCUACGCUGCCCAGUCCGGCCUGCUGGCUCCCCAGCCCCGCAGCCUCUACCCACAGUCCCACCCGCUGGUGGUGCAGCUGGUGGCUGCCGAGGACCUGGCACCCCUGGCCACACCCAUGCUCAUAGAAGAUGGGUACAAAGUGACACAGGUGGAGCUGUUUGCUCUGCUGUGUCGCCUGGCAGACGAGCUUCUAUUCCGUCAGAUCUCCUGGAUCAAGAAGCUGCCGUUCUUCUGCGAGCUCUCCAUAGAGGACUACACCUGCCUGCUCAGUUCCACCUGGCAGGAGCUGAUCCUGCUCUCCUGCCUCACCAUCUACAGUGCCCAGAUCUUCGGAGACCUGGCCGACGUCACCGCCAAGUACACACCGUCUGACGACGAGCUGCAGGGCUUCAGCGAGGACGGGAUGGAAGUCAUGGAGAGGUUGAUAUAUCUGUUCCGCAAGUUCCACCAGUUGAAGAUCAGUAAUGAGGAGUACGCCUGUAUGAAAGCCAUUAACUUCCUCAAUCAAGAUAUCAGAGGCUUGUCCAACACCUCCCAGCUUGAGCAGCUGAACAAGCGCUACUGGUAUGUGUGUCAGGACUACACUGAGUACAAGUACCCCCACCAGCCCAAACGCUUCCCUGAGAUCAUGAUGUGUCUACCGGAGAUCCGCUGCAUCGCAGGGAAGCUGGUGAAUGUCCCUCUGGAGCAGCUCCCCCUCUUGUUCAAAGCAGUCUUGCACUCCUGCAAAUCCAGCCUGGCCAGCUACAGGACCGGCCCGUUGCCCUGCGUGACCACCUCCGCCGGAAACUAG
Molecule: messenger RNA, 1356 nt
Organism: Seriola dumerili (greater amberjack)
Lineage: Eukaryota; Metazoa; Chordata; Actinopteri; Carangiformes; Carangidae
Gene: nr6a1a
Product: nuclear receptor subfamily 6 group A member 1
Exons: 9
Coding region: 1-1356 (451 amino acids)
Biological process (GO): regulation of DNA-templated transcription
Molecular function (GO): DNA-binding transcription factor activity; zinc ion binding; sequence-specific DNA binding
Source: RefSeq, a predicted model, not a curated record